Molecule: messenger RNA, 2801 nt
Organism: Heterotrigona itama
Lineage: Eukaryota; Metazoa; Arthropoda; Insecta; Hymenoptera; Apidae
Source: the annotation of a GenBank genome assembly
AUGACAAAAGUUGGUCGUGGAAAAACGAGCAUCGAACCUUUUUCGGAGACAUGUCAACGUGUCGAAAGGAGAACGCGUGAACGACCAUUUUUCUUACAAUUUAUUAACGAUUAUAAUACCGCGACACGAGAAAGGGAGAAUAACUGUCAUGAAUCGACGUGGCGAAGUACGAGCUUGAAGGAUCAUCCACCGUUGACCAUGAUCGUUCCGCUACUAAUCAGCGCAGUUUGCGUCGAAAGUAAUUCCAAGAAAUUAUCGUUCGUACCAUCGGGAGAAAAUGAAGCACUGGCUCAAUCGCAUCGACAAAGUUCUACUUCCUUGAAGGAGAAGUCUGUUGCCGAUGAUGAUUCAGAUCUCGUAGAGAAACGACACUCGAACAAGAACAACGAUCGAGAUUCGGGACUACGUCGUGGUAGUACGAAUUCUUUAGAAAACAGACUUCUAAGAUCAGAUGGCGGAAGACUAGCUCACAAAAUGGCCAAAGACGCGUUGAAAUCUCCGAAGAUGCAAGACACUAUAAGGAAACUGUCGCGUGUCACGCCCAAAGGAACUUUUCGUGCGAAUGUUAAAGUGCUAAAGCCAAGGAUAUUGAAAACUGGCGCGAAGGCAGCUGAAGAGAGAAGACAUCAGAAAGGGAUGAGACACAAGGGGCGAAGAAAGAAAAAGAGGAAAAGAGAACGUUGGACAGCGAAAGGGGCAUUAACACGUUAACACAGAAAUCAGACGGAAGGGGGAAUUCUAUGAUUAAGCGUAACCCAGUUACUCUUGACGAGAACUCACGCGACAAAUCGUCCACCUCGAGAUCGACUGUUAAAGUUACCGGUAUAAAAGUCGACGACAACGAUUACAUUGAUUUCUCUUCGCCUAUGAGUAUCGAGUACCAUCGAGAGUCGCAAAAGACUGAGAGUUCUGCAAAACUGCAGGAGAACGGGCGAAUGAUCGAACGUUUGAUGAGAACAACCACGAAGGGUCCGUGGAAAAAGAAUCCAGGCGACCAAGGGGUCGAGUACUCGGAUUAUUACAGCGACGACGAAGUACUCCAGGAUAUCGACGCGAAUAAAAUUCCGAUGCAGCUGGUAGACUCGAGAAAUCCUAACGAUCGAUUCGCACGGCAAGCAAUAAAUUUUACGUCGUACCGUGACAAUCAGAUCGGCAGAAACUUGCAACCUUACUAUCCGGAUUACGAUGAUCGUAGAAAGGAGUUCAGGUACAAGGAUGACAGUGUCAAUUAUCUUAAUGAUUUUCAGAAUUAUCCGGCAAUCGAUCGUUUCUCGACGCUAAAUCGGAACUCUCGCCUCUUUGGAGCCGAUGAUCCUUCUCUCAGCUACGCGACCAAUUACAAACCUUUGGAGUAUCGAAGCGGAAACUUCAACAUGCCACAUUCAGCCGAUGUGGCGGCAAUUCCGGAACGAUCGCAAGUACUCGAGGUGAAUACGUUCGAUCCGAAUAAAUUAAACGACGAGCAACAACCUGUUGUCGAAAUACAGAACUCAGAUCAAUUUCGUUAUUUGAAUCAAUACGGAACUCCUCAACAACAUUUCCAAAGCUCAAAUCCUAACGAGCUUCAGAGUCUAACUGUAAACGAGCCUGGUGAGCCACAAGUUCCUCAGUUUCAAAAUAUAAAUAAUUAUCAGCAGAUAGAGUCGAACUUGCCGCGGCAAGAGAGCCUUGAUCAGAGUGUAGUGAAUCAACCUGAAACACACAACAACGCGGGGAUGCCAGAUGUGAAAGAGAAAGAUACGGAAGUCCAUACUCAAUUCAAUUACUCUCCGCUUCAAUUGUACAAUCCGAAAGAUCAACAAGACUUGAGGAAUUUCCCAGCACAAUCUAUGUACAAUGUUCCAGCAGCGAGCGUUCCCAAUGCGAUGGAUCAGCCUCUUGGAAAGAUUCUAGAAUCGCUGGGAAUCAAUGUGAACGGCCGUUUAAAUAAUGCCAAGCGAAAUGAAAAUUUACACGAAAAUAUUAAUCAUCAAGUGUUGCCUUAUUCCGAUACGUACGCGAACGGGAUACCGGUGGAGCAUUUUAUAAGCCCUAGUUACUUAAAGAAGAAGCAGAAUAAUGAGCAAACUAAUUUUCACGAGGAUAGUAAUACGAGAGGAUUGGAAUAUCCAGCAAUUAAAUCUAGAAACAGAAAUAAGGUGAGACAGGGUUAUUCGAGGCAGUCGAAUAAAAAUGAGAUACGCAACAAUGACAUUUCGUCACGUCUGGACGAUUACAAGGACUCCAGUGAUAACACGAACGUUUCCAUCGUGGUGCACGAUACGAAAGAGGUGGCCAAUCAAAUACUCGAUACCAUAAUGGAGGAAUUAGAGGAAUUGAAAGAAGAUCGGUCGAAGAACAACAAAAGAGAAGGCCUACCUUGCCGUUUGUCAGGGUCCUGGUCAACAGCCCAGGCUGGAAUGAAAUUGAAUAUGAGGGUCGUGAAUCGUACUAUAAUCGUGACUCUUUCCGAUCUCGCGUCACCGCAUUUACACGAAAGUUUCCUGAAUGGAACGUGGAACGUAUCUGGUCACGUCCCAUUCAAACGUGGCUCGCCGUUCACCCUCAUCGCCACUAAUAACUGCACCAAUUCCAUAGCUGUGUUUGUUGGUGCCUGCAGAGUCUGCCAGGGUAUCGACACCAUAGCAGGUGUCUGGUCUGUAGCUCGACAACCAAAGGGUUGCAAAGACUUUCAGAUAGCCACCAGUGUCUUUAACGAUAUUUUUCGUAAAACAAAAUUGUCCAGUCUGAAAGAGAAUCAAGGCAAGAAUUCUACGGACAAUGGAACAACAAAGCACAGAAAGAGGAAAAGUCAGAGAUAA